Callorhinchus milii (elephant shark) is the source of this 3787-nucleotide messenger RNA. It is a transcript of the gene creb3l3l, whose product is annotated as cAMP responsive element binding protein 3-like 3 like. NCBI's taxonomy places the organism in Eukaryota, Metazoa, Chordata, Chondrichthyes, Chimaeriformes, Callorhinchidae. Gene Ontology annotation, molecular function: DNA-binding transcription factor activity, RNA polymerase II-specific; RNA polymerase II cis-regulatory region sequence-specific DNA binding. The record is from RefSeq and is a predicted model, not a curated record. The transcript is spliced from 10 exons. Gene Ontology annotation, biological process: regulation of transcription by RNA polymerase II. Gene Ontology annotation, cellular component: nucleus. Bases 207 to 1661 code for a protein of 484 amino acids.
GUCACCGGUGCCCCGUUGGAGGCUUGUCAUGUGAUUGUGAGCAGAGAGAAGCGGAGUGAACGCGCAGGGAAUCAGCCACAGCGGCGGCGGCUCCUCGUCGGUGUCUGGUCACCAGAGGUGAGUGACAGACUGACUCCAGCUCUCACCUCAGAGGAGGGGACAAGUGUCAACCACCACCACAACAACCACCACCACCGCCGCCAUUGAUGUGUGAGCUGGUGAGAAAGUCACUGCAAAGCAGUGAGGAAGAGGAAGGUCUUCAGAUGGCUUUAAGUGAUGAUCUAAACAACAAUGAACUCAUGGACCUGUUAUUUCAGACUGAGCCUCUAUCAGAUCAGGAAUUUAGUGAUGGGACCAAGUUUAUGGAGGAUUGGGGACUUUGUGACCAAGAUAUGCUGAAUGACCACGACACUGAGGAUUUUCUAAACUCCAUCAUUGGUUCUUUUGAGGACGAGAGCCCUGCAAUUCUCUCCUGGUCUCCAGUGGGGAGUGACAGUGGGAUAUCAGAAGACAAUAAUCACUUUGUCCAAGCAGACAGCCUGUCAGGGAGCGAUGCUGCCCUGUCUGAUAGUCCCUCAUGUUAUGAUGUCAUUGUUUCCGACCAUAACUAUUCACUUGUUCAGGAUUCACAGCAGAAUGCAGAUUGUUUGUACAGUGUAAAGACUGAAACCCCAACAACAGAAACCGAUAUUUCAAUUGAUCUAGACUGGGAGCCUGAGUUUUUGACGGAAAACUCACAAGUUGUGCCAACUAAAAAUAGCACUGACCUUGUGAGCCUCACCAUUGAAGAUCUGCAGCAAUACAGUAAAUUAAACCCAUAUCAAUUUGAUGAACUACUGCUGAAUGAUGAAGAAAGAAGACUAUUAGCUAAAGAAGGCCUAUCCAUCCCAACAAAUCUUCCACUGACCAAGUCAGAAGAACGAAUCCUGAAGAGAAUCAGAAGAAAGAUUCGCAAUAAACAGUCUGCUCAGGAGAGUCGCAGGAGGAAGAAGGACUACAUUGAUGGCCUGGAGAGUCGAGUCGUUGCCUGCACGGUCCAAAACCAGGAGCUGCAGCGGAAGGUGCAACACCUGGAGAAACAGAACAUAUCCCUCGUUGAACAGCUAAGACGACUCCAAGCUCUCAUCAAGCAAGCAUCCAGCAAAACUGCCAACACGAGUACUUGCAUUAUGGUGUUCCUCUUGUCUUUUACACUGAUUAUCUUCCCCAGUAUCAACCCGUUUGGUGGAAAGCUUGUACCCAAAGAAGAGUCUUACAGCGUACUUUCCCGCACUCUGCUCGACACUGAGUCAUCCCAAGUACGGAUCAUCCCAAAUGACUACAAUGCUGAUCUGGAUAUUAACCCGGAGACAAUAGAAGAGAAACUGGCAUUGGGUCAAGAGGUUCCGGAAAGCAUCUUGUCAGGAGGACAGAACAGCACACCCGAGACAGCAAACUUAGCAAAGACGACCUCUGCUGCAACAUUAAGCAGUAAUUUCUCCUCUGAUACCGAUGGAGUGGUAAAAGCUCCCAUCCAAGAUGAUGUGAGCCUGGAAAGGAUGGCUUCCAUAAACGAGAAGGUGGGCUUCGGUGCAUCGGCAACAGUGGUGAACAAGCCAAACUGGACCGAGCAUUCCACUACCGUGAUCAUUAAAACCCACCCACGCUCCGACGAAAUGUAACUGAUCAGUGAUGUUCUGUAGCAGGUGUCUUCCUUGUUUUGUUUUUAGAGUAUUAAGGAGCUACAUGAGUGAACGUCUUCACCGUGUACCAUAUGGGUUGAUGUCUGAGGUGUUCCAGCUCCAGUUAGUUGGGAGUGGAUGUUAAGUUGGAUAUGAUGCUAUUCACUUUGUAAAACUCGGUCAUAAAUUGUACACCUUUACAUUUGUGACCCGAGUGUUGACUGAAAAAUCAACAUUAUACUAAAUCAAAACAUACAACAAAUUAUUCAGCAUCGCUUUGCCGGAUUCUAAACUUGACUUAGAAACUCAUUCCAUAUGCUAUCUCUGCUGGGUGUGCUGCUCCACUUUAUUUCCUGCUGAAAGCACCCUGGGUUGGCUGGCUCCUCAUGAGGUAUAUUACUUUACUGUGUUUGAACUGUUGGGAUCCACAGGGGCAGGUUCAGGUUAGUUAAAUGGAUCAAAUGUAAUUUUCCUCUGCACUGCAUGAUGCGCCUGUUGGCCUCAUUGUACCCAGUAUGGACCCUAUGUCCUGUACUAACUCCAAGUACUGUAGCUCACAACGUCCAUUGUACUUAGUGCAGAAUGUUUAACUUAAGCCGAGUUACACUUUUUUUCUAAAAAAGCACGUGAUAACUAAGUGCAGCUUUGACAUCCAAUAUUGCAUUUGCCACAUUCAGUGUGCUCUCUGGUGUCUAUACUUACAGAAAAGGAGCUCUUGAUUUUAAAUUUAUACUGGAUCUAUGUUUGUUAUGAUUUGUCCUCAAUCUGCUCCCUUCAGAGUGAACCAUGGACAUGAGGCUAUCAUAAGGCAAUCACUUAAACAGUCUUUAAUGGGACGUCCCAUUAACGCAAUGGUGAUCGCUGUUUUUAGUACUCAGCACACAGCCCAUCUCAUUGUCUUUGUAGUGCACAGAUAGCUGUGGGUGAUAAUUUCCGUCUCCUGAAAGCUGAGAAGGGAAUUUUUAUAAAUGCUAAUUUUUGAAAAUUUCCGCCUGUUUUGCAGUGAUACCAAGUCCAGAAUCUUCAUUAAAUGAAUUUACCUAGAGCCUUGAAUGCACAGUGCUGUAAACCAAAAUGUAUACACUGUAGGAUGUGAAUAACUUCUGUGAUACAGGCAGCGUUUUACUCAACAGGAACCAUUCACCUGGGGCUAUGGGUAAUCUGGGUCAGAGAUGUCAAGUGGACCUAUUUGUGCUUGGGUGUUGGAAUAAAGUAUUUCUUCUGGUUGCAAGUGCAAUGACGUUUCAGGUUGUCCUACCCUAUAAAUGGCAGGGACAUCAUGUAGAUACAGGGGCAAACUUACAAAUGGAAUACACUGAGAAAUGAUGCUUCAUCAGGACUCGAUGACCGGUAUUAUCCGUGAAUGUGUCUGAACAUGAGCUGACGAGCCCCUGGAUUGAAAACCUAAAACAAAUUGAGGCUUGUCGGGGAAAGCAAAUCUAUGGCUUGUCAAAAUGUUGACAUUUUUGCCUGCUUGUCAGAUGUUUAGUAUGUGAAUAUCUUGUGUGUAUCAGCAUAUAAUUACCAAAGUUCCUUGGCUUUUGUAAACAUACUGUAUAGAAGUACAGUGCACUCCAAGUUAAAAGCACCCAGUAACUUGCAUCUGCUGAAUAUAUGAACAACAAUGUUAUUGGAUCUGUAUCAUCAGUUACAGGUAUUUAGCUGUUUAUUGGAAUAUAAGUUCAGAUAUUUUAUUUCCCCCAAGGCUACUGAUGUUUUGAAUUUAGCCCUGAUCUUUUUAGUCAUGUUUCCCUUGCACUAUAUAACAACCGUUUUUAGUCUAGGGCGCUUCCCUGCUGUUAGGCUGGAUACAAUAGUUUUGAAACAUUUUAAUUGCUAACGUGAUUAUUGCUGAAUGCCAUGGUUGAAAUAAACAGCAAAAGCAAGGAGUAACGUUCUUGCUUUUAAGCGCAGUUUAUGUGUUUAAUGAUGAGUCUUAAUUUCCAGGUGAUACUGGAGCUGCUGAAGAUGGAUUUUGCCAGGACAUUGUCAUGAGUAUGUUUAUGUUGGUUUUGGAAAAGUGCUGUAAUAUACUUUGCUGCUCAAGUUGGGUAAUUAUUGUUUUGCUGUAUGUAAAUUCUAAAAUCUUUUAUAACUAUGUUUUGAAUAAAUCGUUCACAAAGGUA